Pestalotiopsis fici W106-1 is the source of this 1200-nucleotide messenger RNA. Its product is annotated as Actin cytoskeleton-regulatory complex protein end-3. Lineage: Eukaryota; Fungi; Ascomycota; Sordariomycetes; Amphisphaeriales; Sporocadaceae. Gene Ontology annotation, biological process: actin filament organization; actin cortical patch assembly; endocytosis. Gene Ontology annotation, molecular function: protein binding; calcium ion binding. The record is from RefSeq and is a predicted model, not a curated record. Bases 1 to 1200 code for a protein of 399 amino acids. Gene Ontology annotation, cellular component: cytoplasm; nucleus; actin cortical patch. The transcript is spliced from 3 exons.
AUGGCGCCCCGAAUCGAAGCCGCCGAAGUCGAAACGUACUGGAACAUCUUCUCAACCAGGACAAAUGGCGGCAAAUACCUGACUGGAGAAAUGGCGGCGCCGCUGCUCAAGAACAGCGGCCUGCGGGAUGAUCAGCUCGAGAAGGUCUGGGACGUGGCCGACAUUGACAAUGACGGCAACCUCGACUUUGAGGAGUUUUGUGUUGGAAUGCGCAUCAUCUUUGAUAUAGUCAAUGGCGAAUACGCGGAAGUUCCCAACACGCUGCCCGACUGGCUCGUUCCCGAAUCCAAGUCGCAUCUCAUACAAGCAAACAGAGCACUUACCGGCAAGCAAGUAGCGUUCGAGCAGGUGGACGACGAGGACGAUUCGCUUGGGCUAAAGGAUGGAUUUGACUGGUACAUGAACCCACAAGACAAGGCCAAGUACGAGUCGAUAUAUCAGGAGAACAGAGACAUGCGCGGAGAAAUGUCAUUCAAUGCCCUAGAGGACCUCUACGAGUCGCUCGACGUGCCAGAUACCGAUAUUCGCAGCGCCUGGAACCUGAUCAACCCCUCAGCUUCGGCCACCAUUAACAAGGACGCUUGUCUCGCCUUUCUACACAUUCUAAACAACCGGCACGAGGGCUUCCGGAUCCCGCGGACCGUGCCAGCGUCGCUCCGCUCCUCGUUUGAGCGCAACCAGAUCAAUUACCAGCUAGACUCGGACCGCAAUGCACCCGCCGCCUCCCGCUGGGCGGCCAAGGCCGACGAAAACACGAGCACCGGCCGCAAGGCCAAAUUUGGCGAUCAGUACCUGACGCGGCUCGGCCGGGGCGGGUUCAAGACAGCCGGCACCGACUUUGGCACGGCCAAGACGGACGACUGGGAAGAAGUGCGGCUCAAGAAGCAGCUGCAGGAGCUCGACGAGAAGAUGGCCAAGGUCGAGGAAAUGGCGAACCGCCGGCGCGGCGGCAAGAGGGAGAGCAAGCCUGCGCUCGUGAAGCGCGAGCUGGAGCAGCUGCUCGACUACAAGCGCAAGGAGCUGCGCGAGCUGGAAGAGGGCAAUGGCAAGGCCAAGACUGGAAGCAACUUGAGGGGCGUAGCGGAUGAUCUGGCCACUGUAAAGGAGCAGAUUGACGGACUCGAGUCACAUCUGAGCUCAAGGACGCAAGUCUUGGAUCAACUACGGAGGGAAAUUGAGGAUGAGAAGACUAGCAGAUAA